GAAAAAGAUGGUGCACCUGCCUGCAGCUUCUACGCAGCUGCAAGUUGCAAGCGCAGGUCACAUGCAAAGAGGCCACAGUUUCGGAGUCAGAGGGGCAGAUCGCCUGGAUCGCCUCCAAAUCGCAUUCUUUCCUAGGUGAAGCUGAAGUGUCGCAAUCACAAUUGCUUCAGCAUUGCGUGCGGCAGCAGCACGAUGGCAGCAUUGCGUGUGUAGUCCUCUUUUUUCUGAUUUUUAGCUGGUGUCGCGUCUUUGCUUGCACGAGGUUGCAAAAGAGGAUCAGCAAGCGCAGUGGCAGCACAAUUGCUGUCAUCAUUCAUCGGCAGAUGUUCGUCGAGCUAGUAUGACCUUUCCUUUGAUGCAAGUUCCAGUUGAAACCAGGACAGAUUGGGGGAUUACCCAGAAAACGCUGCCUCUUUGAGCCCUUGCUUGGCUAUCAAUUGCAGAGUUCAGCUGCUUGAACGCCCCUUUGAGCGAUCCGCGCUUGAAAAUGUAUCCCUGCCGUUCAGACUGGACAGGAGAGAGUCCAGGUCCUGAACUGGUAGCAAGUACAAACAGCCAGACAAGGCACACCUUCUGAGCUGAGGAGGUAGCUAGUUUGAUUGAGCCAUAUACCUCCUCCUCACAUCCGCAGCAAGCAGCAAGCACUGAUUGACUCCCGUAUGACCGACGUUAGGCUCACUUCUCCCCCUGCUAUCCCUCUCUCUGAUUCAGUGGAUUUAAUCAACUCAAAAUCUAACCAUGUUCUCAACCAACCAGGCCCGCGGCUGUAUCUGCCUUCUGAUUGCAGCCGUUGCUUUUUACCACAAGUCUGCGAAUGCUGCAGUCGCUGCCGUCUGGGAUACCUACCGCAGCAUUCCGCUCGUACAGCACGAUUCGUUCGAGCCCCUAGUGGCCGUGACGGCGUUCUUCAUAUGGACGCGUAUGUGGCACGUUCUGGACGUCUACGUGCCGUCGCUUCGGGUGUACAAGUUGCACUUGUCCCACAACAUAAAGGCCUGGAAGCUGGAGGGCUAUCCUCGCUGGGAAGCAGUUUACUACCUAGCCCCCCUCCUGGUGUUCGACUGGAUUUACCCCAGGAGGAAACUCGACCAACCCCCCCCUUCGGUGGAACGGGUCGUUUUCGACGUCAUUGGAGCUCUCCUUAUAUACGACCUCCUGUUCUUCUUCUCACACCUGGCGCUGCAUAAGGUCCCCUUCCUUCGGCGCUUCCACGCGCGGCACCACGUAAUGGGGGGUGACAUGCGGGCCUGCGACGCCACUCGUGCGCACCCCCUGGAAGAGUUGGCGCUCGUCACGUUCGCAAUCACGUCCCUCAACCUUUUAAGGUGCCACUUUCUGUCCCGGUUUAUCUUCAACAUAACCAUCGGUUACAUGUUAACCGAGGUGCAUUCCGGGUACGAUUUCCCCUGGAUGCUACACCGGGUUGUGCCGUUUAAGCUGGUUGGGGGAAGCGUCCGGCACGGCCAGCACCACGCGAAGGGCGACCGGUACUAUCAGCAGUUCUUUACCUACUUGGACGAUACCUACGAGUGGGUUCGUCGAAAGCAGCAGCGGAUCGGAGAGUCGCCUGAUCAAGAAGGUUAGGGAACACAAACUGCUGUAACUGCGAAGAGCCGUCAGAGUCAUUUUUGUGUACCGUGCAUCACCCAGUUCGGAGAGUGGGAUCGUCAAAGCAGCGGCCGGGUUUAAUCCGAGGGGUAAGAAUUGAGAGCCCAAAUUCCGCAGGGUAAAGCUUUAGUGUCAUUCACUGAAGCGAGCGGGGUUUGUGAAGUGUUUAAGGACAAGGACCGGAGUUCGUCGGCGGACGGCUCCGGACGUUCGAUCAAAGCGUCGGACACGCUGAUACACGUGAAGAGAAUACAUUUGAUACAUUGAUUCUUAUAUAGUACGUAGGUUGCCGACAGUGCUACAGCAGCUUCGUAACUUCACGUAUACGAGGUCGACUUAUUCCUGGGUUCUCUAGUUGCAAAGUUUGAGAGGAUUGAGCGUUAAUCGUACGUACAAUAUUGCAGUAUAUACCUCAGGCUUAAUGUGCAUGCACUGCAUAGAAUCAUUUAUAUUUGCUCAAGUCAAUGCU
Messenger RNA from Klebsormidium nitens, 2077 nucleotides. The record is from the annotation of a GenBank genome assembly. Lineage: Eukaryota; Viridiplantae; Streptophyta; Klebsormidiophyceae; Klebsormidiales; Klebsormidiaceae.